Molecule: messenger RNA, 1446 nt
Organism: Parastagonospora nodorum SN15
Lineage: Eukaryota; Fungi; Ascomycota; Dothideomycetes; Pleosporales; Phaeosphaeriaceae
Exons: 4
Coding region: 1-1446 (481 amino acids)
Biological process (GO): fructose 2,6-bisphosphate metabolic process; fructose metabolic process
Cellular component (GO): cytosol
Molecular function (GO): 6-phosphofructo-2-kinase activity; fructose-2,6-bisphosphate 2-phosphatase activity; ATP binding
Source: RefSeq, a predicted model, not a curated record
AUGACGGAAUCUGAGAGCAAUGGCUUCUACGCGCCGCAAAUGCGCAAAGUGCCCACUGGCGAAUUUGUGAGGCCGAGCAGAAAGACUAAUGGUGCUGGUGUACAGGCUGAGGACACGCGGAUAUGCGUCGUCAUGGUGGGCUUGCCCGCGCGUGGGAAAAGUCUGAUUGCGCAAAAAGUGGUCCGCUACCUGCACUGGCUAUCGAUCAAGUCGAAAACAUUCAAUGUAGGCCAGUAUCGCCGCACCGCGACCCCGAACCCGUCUGCCGAGUUCUUCGACACGUCGAACCCGGAAGGAGAGCGCCUGCGCAGGGCAGCCGCCGAGGCAGCCGUCAAUGACAUGUGCAAGUGGUUCGCCGAGGGCAGAGGGCUCAUUGCGAUACUGGACGCUACCAACUCGACCAAGAGCCGGCGCAGGUGGAUACAGGAGCGGUGCGCCGCGGAGAACAUUGAGACGCUCUACGUCGAGUCGAAAUGCGACGACGAGGAUCUCAUCAUGAGCAACAUCCUCGAAGUCAAGACGACGUCACCGGACUACGUGGGGCAAGAUCCAGAAGAGGCUGCAGCCGACUUCCGCAACAGGAUACGCAACUACGAAAAGGUGUACGAGACGAUUGACGAGGACGAGCGCGACCUCACCUACGUCAAGCUGAUUGACGUGGGAAAGCAAGUCAUCAUCAACCAGAUUCAGGACUACCUCCAGAGCCGUGUCGUGUACUACCUGAUGAACCUCCACAUCAAGCCGCGGUCGAUCUGGUUAUCACGGCACGGCGAGUCGCAAUACAAUCUGUCAGGACAAAUAGGAGGCGACGCAGACCUGUCGGAGCGCGGUGAUGCGUAUGCGCAUGCGCUUCCUGGCCUGGUGGCCAAGUCAGUAGGAGACGGCCGGCAACUCACCGUCUGGACAUCCACGCUGAAACGAACGAUCCAAACCGCACGCUUCCUCACUUUUGAAAAGCUCGAAUGGAAAGCUCUCGACGAGCUCGACUCGGGCGUCUGCGACGGCCUGACCUACGCCCAGAUUGAGCAAAAGUACCCCGAAGACUUUGCGCAGCGCGACGAAGACAAGUACAACUACCGCUACCUGGGCGGUGAAUCGUACCGUGACGUCGUCAUCCGCCUCGAGCCCAUCAUCAUGGAGCUCGAGCGCAGCGAGAACAUAUUGAUCGUAACGCACCAGGCGAUCCUGCGGUGCAUAUACGCAUACUUUAUGAACGUGCCGCAGGAGCAGAGCCCGUGGAUGGAAGUCCCGUUACACACACUGAUCAAGUUGACGCCCAAGGCGUACUCGACGCAAGAGGAGAGACUGAAGGCGGACAUUCCCGCCGUCAGCACGUGGAGAGCAGCCGGGAUGUCCGUCUGCGAUGAGCCGCCAGGCGAGGACAUGCAGAGGGAUUUGGAGAGUAGGGGGCAGGUGGGCAAGGCGUGGUCUUAUUGGAAGGAUUGA